Messenger RNA from Caenorhabditis angaria, 262 nucleotides. NCBI's taxonomy places the organism in Eukaryota, Metazoa, Nematoda, Chromadorea, Rhabditida, Rhabditidae. The record is from the annotation of a GenBank genome assembly.
AUGAGUGAUCGUGAUGGUGAUCAAAGAAGAAAGGCCGAUAAGAAAACACCGGUAAGUUUCAAAGAAAUAGUUGGGCUCCCAACUCUUGUAAUUUCAAAUUUUUCAGACCCCUUCCCAAUUGCAAAAUGCUCUUCAUCAGUUCAUAAUACAAAGCCAAGCCCAUUUGACAGUGAUUCAUAAUAUUCAACAUCAGCAACAACAUCAUGUUGAAGGAACCAAUCCAGAUGUUCAGAAGAAAACUGAUCAUGCACAAGAAAAGUGA